Molecule: messenger RNA, 1385 nt
Organism: Ceratosolen solmsi marchali
Lineage: Eukaryota; Metazoa; Arthropoda; Insecta; Hymenoptera; Agaonidae
Product: elongation factor Tu, mitochondrial-like
Exons: 4
Coding region: 21-1385 (454 amino acids)
Biological process (GO): mitochondrial translational elongation
Cellular component (GO): mitochondrion
Molecular function (GO): translation elongation factor activity; GTP binding; GTPase activity
Source: RefSeq, a predicted model, not a curated record
UAGAAAUCUGACGUGAUAACAUGUUAUCAUUAAAAAUAACUGUACCUUUGAAUUAUUUAAGAUUACGGAAACUUUACUUUAUGCACAAGUGUAUUAAUUCAUUGCAACGAUUAAGUGUGAACUAUGUAAAUCAUUGUUUUUAUUCCCAAGAAAUUAAGGACGUGUGUAACGUAGGGACGAUUGGGCAUGUUGAUCAUGGAAAAACUACUCUUACAGCUGCUAUAACAAAAUAUUUGUCAGAUAAAUACAAAAAUUGCAAAUACAUGAGUUAUAGCGAAAUUGACAGUGCACCUCAAGAAAAAACUCGCGGUAUUACCAUUAAUAUUGCCCAUGUUACCUAUCAAACAGAAAAAAGAAGAUACGCACACGUCGAUUGCCCUGGACAUAUGGAUUUUAUUAAAAAUAUGAUUAGUGGAACAUCACAAAUGGAUGGAGCAAUUUUGAUCGUUGCAGCUGAUGAUGGUAUAAUGCCACAAACCGUGGAGCAUGUUAUAUUGGCAAAGCAAAUUGGAAUUGAAAAAAUUGUUGUUUUUAUUAACAAAGCGGAUCUUGUGGAUGAAGAAACAUUAUAUCUUGUAGAAAUUGAGAUUAUAGAGUUGUUAGAAAAAAAUGGUUUUAAUAUCACACAAAUUCCUAUAAUAAAAGGCUCGGCAUUAUUAGCCUUAAAUGAAAAUACAUCGGAAUAUGGAAUGCCCUGUAUACAAGCAUUGACCGAUGCUAUUGACAAACAUAUUCCGACACCCCAAAGGGAUUUUCAAUCUCCAUUCCUUCUCCCAAUAAGCAACUUUUUCAAUCUACCAGGACGAGGUACUAUUGCAAUUGGAACUAUUCAAAGGGGAAUUAUUAAGAAAGGAAUGGAAGCAAAACUUGUAGGAUAUGAUAGUUCUAUAAAAACUUUUGUCAAUGACAUUCAGAUUUUUAAAGAAUCAAAGUCAGAAGCAGCAGCAGGAGAAAAUGUUGGUGUUUUAUUAAGAGGAGUGAAGAUGUCAAGUAUUCGUAGAGGAAUGUGGAUUUGUGGAAAAAAUUCUGAAAAAUUCAGCAAUCACUAUGAAAGUCAAAUUUAUUUACUAGAGCCGAGUGAAGGUGGUAGACAUAAACCACUUCCACAAUUUGGUUCUUGUCUCAUGUUAUAUAGUUCAACUUGGAAUAUCUAUACUAGAUUAGAUAUUUUACUACCAGAGGGUACAAAGAUGUUAAUGCCUGGUGAACAAGCUUGUGCAAGAUUAAUAAUGCGCGAUAGAAUGCCAAUGUUAUUACAUCAGAAUUUUACAAUACGAGAUUUAAAACGGACUAUUGGAUCUGGUAAAAUAAGUAAAAUUUGCGAGCCUCUCGAGUUCAAUAAAAAGAAAAUGAACAAUAUAAAUUUGUCUCUUGCUGCUGUUUGA